ACAGAUAUCUAUUGCAAGCACUGAGACUUCAAUAACAAUAAAGUCAUGUCCCAAUGAUCGGAUUCGCGACCCAGAGAAAUUGAUUCGAUCUCGUGAGCCAUCACCUGGAUUUCAUGAACUUACUGGACUCCCAAAUAUGAAAGCCGUGUCCGUGUUCUUGUACCUGCUAUGCCUGGUAUCUCCGCCCGUCGCGGCUGACUCGGAUUCGAACACCAACUGUGAGUUUUGCGCCGGUCAUCACUCUAUACUCUAUCCUCUAGCCUCUAUUCUAUAUCAUCAUCGUACUAUACAUACUCUCCAUCGAGGUCAAGUGCUCACGGGUAAUAAAAAAGGUACCUCCAGCACAACGAUAACUUCGCAAGCCGAUGCCGAUAACCGUCUUUCCUCCUGCUCCACCAUCCACGGCACCUUGACCAUCUCCCCGUCCGUCACCGGCACCAUCACCCUCAAACAACUUGAGACGCUCAACGCAGGUCUCACCAUCCAAAAUGCCUCCGCGCUGACGGCUUUCUCCGCGGCGAACCUCGAAACCGUCAACGGACAGUUUUCCAUCAAGAAUAAUGCUCAAUUGAGCACCCUGACGCUGUCAAAUCUGCAAAAGGUCAGCGGAGAGCUGGAUGUCGAGGAUAAUUCCCAGCUCAGAGAUUUGGUGUUGGAUGAUUUGCAGUAUGUGAACGGAGCGUUGCUCCUGAGUGGGAAAUUCAAUCGAAUAUCAUUUAGCGACCUCAAGCAUGUCAAUGGCAAGACGAGUAUCCGGUCGCACGGUGGAUCAUUUCGCUGCUCGAGUUUGAACUCCCUCCGAAAUGAGGAUGAUGACGACGAUGACGAUGACGACAGCAACAAUAACAGCAACAGUAAUGGCGUGUUCAGGGGGUCUUAUAGCUGCUCCGACGGCUCCAGCAGCGGGCUUAGUUCGGGAGCCAAAGCGGGAAUUGCGAUCGGCGUGAUCGUGCUCGUGCUGCUGAUUUUCCUCCUCGUAUGGGUAUUAAUGCGUCGAGACCGAUCAAGACGCAAACGGCGGAACGCGGCCCAAGACGAGGACAAGUCUGAAUACACAGCUGUUGGAGUAGGGUUGUCGCAUGACCGCAAGAUCUCAAAUAUGGAAGAGAAACUGAAACCUCGAGUGUCGGAACCGCGUGAGCCCGAUCAGAUGAUCAACCUGAACAGUAUCCCACGGAAGCCACUCUCGCCGCCUCCACCAUCGUUGUCGAACGACACACAUCGCACAAUAUCAACAAUCUCGCCAUCUUCUCCCCCAGUACCGGCUGCUUUGAUUCCCGGCACAGAAAGCUCAUCCAGCUCUGUCCCGACAUCUGAUGACCAAAACGCGUUAUUCCUGCAUACCAUCCCCCGGCGGAGGCCAUCUGAAACGGACGUCCCAUUAUUGGAUAGUGGAAACGUGCAUGAAGUACCGGCCAGUCCGGUCGGGCAUAGAGGAUUGUAUGAGCUCGACGCUGGGCCCGUGCGAGGGACGCACCAGCAACCAAUCAACCACGAGUAAUUGGCGAAUUGUAGCGUACGACGGCGCGUCACGAAGCAUGAUUGACGAGACUUCCGGAAACUGUGGGUUAGCACGGCCCAACAAAUAUACCCUGAGAUAGCGGAACAUAACAAAACAACAGUCCAUCAUCUAACUGUACAAUUAGAUUGCAAUUGAGAGAUCGUAGCCAGACCGACUUGGGGUGCCCAAAAUGUAC
Molecule: messenger RNA, 1697 nt
Organism: Aspergillus japonicus CBS 114.51
Lineage: Eukaryota; Fungi; Ascomycota; Eurotiomycetes; Eurotiales; Aspergillaceae
Product: putative GPI-anchored cell wall protein Pst1
Exons: 2
Coding region: 137-1501 (454 amino acids)
Cellular component (GO): plasma membrane; cell wall
Source: RefSeq, a predicted model, not a curated record